GUUAGCAGAUACAUACAUAAAUGAUAAAUGAGGACAACAUUUUCCGGCCGUUAACGGGGCCUACUCCGACCAUAACUCUGACAAAAAUCUUACGUACGACGUGAUCUACUCCUCCUCUACCUAUUAACUCCUACUUGUAGACCGUUGGAGCCCAACCUAAUCCAAUUUCUGCAAAUCCUCUCAUUUACUGCAAUUUAUCUCCCAUAUUAAAGACUAUAUGAGUGCAGCUCUACCACUCCCUCAUGUUUGCUUCGCCCUUCUCUCCCAACCCAAAAUCAAAGAUCGAAGCUUUCGCAGGAAUUAGUUUGAUUGAGAAUGGGUUGGCAAAGUGCGAUUGAGAAUGGAAGAAAUGGAGGGAAUUGCUGCAAGGUGAGGAAAAGGGGAGGGUCGUCGUCGUCGUCUUCAACCGUGAGGAGUUAUCGGUUGAAACGGGCGGUUUUGGUCGGGAAGAGAGGCGGGUCAAGCUCACCGGCGCCGGAGUUUAAGACCACGUCAGCAAUACCGCAAAGUGAUGAUGCCAAGUCCUAUAACUACUCGGAGAAAGAGAAAGAAUUGUUGGUUUCUGCGCGGAAAUUGGCUGCUAGUUUGUGGCAGAUUAAUGGGUUGAAGGGGGAGAAUAAUAAUGUGGAGGAGGAAAGGGGUAGGAAAGAGAGGGUUUUGAAGCCAAAUUCAAAAGCUUGGCAGUCUGAUAAUGAUGAUCGUUCUCAGGGAAUUGACAAGAUUCUGCAGACUGAUUACCCAUUUGAAAGUGAUUGCUUUAUGAAGAGCAGAAACCGAUUGAAAGAUGUCCGCCAUGGCCUCAGCACUUCAAAACAGCUACUAGAAGUUGUGAGUCACGUUUGGUCUCUUGAGGAGCAGCAAUCCAAAUCCACUUGUUUGACCCUCUUCUCCGCCCUCAAAUCCGAGCUGGAUCGAGCAUGUAUUCACGUGAGCAAACUGAUCAAAGAACAGAAACACAGCCACGGCGCAAUAGAUUUUCUGGUGGAGCAGUUCGAGAAAGAAAAAACAGCCUGGAAAAUCAGGGAAGAGUACAGGAUUCAGAGCGCCAUCACAGCCAUUUCUGGGGAUCUGGAGACAGAGAAGAAGCUGAGAAGACAGACAGAGAGGCUGAACAAGAAGCUUGGCAGAGAAUUGGCUGACACAAAGGCAUCUCUGUUGAAGGCAACCAAAGAGCUGGAGAGUGAGAAGAGAGUAAAUGAAAUCUUGGAAGAAAAAGUCUGUGAUGAUGAUUGUGAUGAGGAGAGUAAGAGGAGCUAUGCAGAAUGGAGUUGUGGGUUUUAUGAGGGCGAUUCAAAAGCUUGGAAAAGGGAUUAUUGUAAAGAUGAAUCUGAGAGAUACAAUAGGAUUAUAAACCUGAAGAAAGAACAGAUAGUUUCUUCUUCAAGAACAUCCUCCCAAGAUUUCACCUUCAUAUGAACCUAGCAAGUGUUGCAGGCAGCAGUAGUUACCAACUUACCAUUGAAUAAUGUUUGUAACAAAGCUUGCAACCUAAUGGUAGACAUGGAUAAAGUUGAAGUCACUUGUGGACAAGUACUUAAUUGAAUCCCUACUCUUUAGAUCAUGGCAUUAUUUUACACAUUAGUUAAAUAAUCACCACAUCACUAUGGUUUUGGUGUUUCCCUCAAUUAUAUGUAUGAAAACUCCAUUACUUCA
Messenger RNA from Ipomoea triloba (trilobed morning glory), 1653 nucleotides. RefSeq lists its product as uncharacterized. The transcript has 3 exons. The record is from RefSeq and is a predicted model, not a curated record. Bases 316 to 1416 code for a protein of 366 amino acids. Lineage: Eukaryota; Viridiplantae; Streptophyta; Magnoliopsida; Solanales; Convolvulaceae.